GGCAGCCAAUCAGCGCCGCGAACACAGAUAUGCAAAUGAGGCGGGGGAAGAGCUCACGCUUGUCGUAAGGGGUUGGAGGGGCCGCUUUAUCAGCACUGGGAAACUUGGCCUGAUAGAGCUGCAGGGAGAGACCCCCUCCCGCAUCCAUAUCCCUUCUCCUGGGGGGAAUCGAUAACUAGGAUCGAUCCAUCGGUGAUCAGCGCUGGGGAGGGGGUCCCCGUCUACAUCUCCGCCCCGUAUGUUGGUGUCUCGGGCGGGAUCCCGGGAGAUUUCAAUAUGUAACCAUGUUUAAUAUCCUAUUUGGAGGAACCACACCACCAUGGCUUGGGUCGUGACGUGAAGUAUUUUCAUUAAAGUGCUUACAGAAUCUAAGUCUAUCAAUAUGACUGAUCCGAUGAUGGAUUUUUUCGAUGACACGCACCUGUUUGAUGAAACAUUGGGCCUAUCUGAUGACGCAUUUUCUCAGCAUGAUGCAGUAUCCUUGGUUGACGAAUUAAACCUUGGAGCAGAGUUUGAGCCGCUCCAUGUUGAUUCUUUAAAUCAUGUGCAGGAUUCUCAAACACACCAAAAAAUCAGUGAGUUUGAUACACUCAGCCAGUUUGAGUCUAUGAAGUUACAUCCGGUAAGCCAGUCUUACAGUAGCCCGGUUGAGAGUGUCCUGUCUCCACGAUCGCAGUUCAGCUGCUCUCCAAUACAUCCACCAAGUCAAGGGAAUGGUAUCUUUUCUGAUGAUGGAAGCCCUAUGUGGGGCCACCAAACUGCCACAAGUAUUCCAAGUCAAAAUGGCUCCCCAUUCCACCAACACGGACACUCUCAGACUAUGCAGCAAAGCAAAGGAUAUGUAACACACCAUGAUUUUGCCUUGUUUCAGGCCAGUGAACAGCAGCGGGUCUCAGCACCGCAGCCACAGCACAAUAGGCACAGUAUUAAUGCCUGCCAGGAGACCAUGACUCAACAAAAAAACUUCAUAGAUAUUAAUGUUUCUUUGCCACAUAGGACUUCAAAUGCCCAGCAAACACCAAUGGUAAAUCAUACAAACAUACAAGAUUCUUUACCUUUAGAACAGUUUUCUCAAUCAGCGGCAUCAUUGCACUUUUGUAGCAACCCAAUUGGGACACAACAUGAGAGUACAUUUGAUAGUCACUCUACAGCGCCAUGUUCCGUGAAUGCUACACCACCGUUUUCAGCUCAUUAUUCUUUCUCUAACAACCACCUUAAUCACGGCACUCAUUCUUUGUCUGAUUUUACUGAAAGCCCAGGAUUUCCAGAAUUAGGAACCAAGCAGGAACCUAGUCAACAUGUCCUCAACCCUAGUGAACAAUUGCAUUCGAACGAUUUCCAUAUGGUGCAUUCUUCACAUUCUCAGGGUAACUACAAUGGAACAAAGAUGUCUCCAAUGACCAUCAGCUUUCCAUCCCAAGAUGGUUCUUCUGUACGGUUGAGUCACUUUAAUGAUCAUAUGGAGAGUAAUGGCUUUUCACCUUUGGAAGACAACCUGUUGCAGCAAGUAAAUGCACAAACAGAACCAUUCACAGGACUUGAUCCAGUGGAUUUGCUACAGGAAGAUUUACUGCCACACUUUGAUGACGCAGCUUAUGCCCAAGAGAGCUCAAAUUCACACCAGGCUAUGCUAGAACAUCCUGACAACAUGGCUCAUAGUGAACAGCACCCCAUGAGUGUCCCCAAUGAUCUUCUCAACUCACAGCGACUAGCCCAGCAUAAUCCUUGGAACUCCACAGCAUCCAAUCAUCUCAAUCUGAUUGACCGGCGACACCUGUGCCUCCAGAGGGAACCUCCCUCCUCUAAAAAGCUUGAUGGUUCCCGGGCCUACCACAAACUGCCAAAUUCCAAGGUGAGAUCGGCGUCCGAGAGGCGCACUAAAAAAAAGGGUGAUUCAGAAAGCAAGCAGGAGAAGGCCAAUCGUAUUAUAUCUGAAGCAAUCGCCAAAGCCAAGGAGAGGGGUGAGAGGAACAUUCCCCGGGUCAUGAGCCCUGACAACUUCCCCAGCAUGUCCUCUUCAGAGGGCAAGGAGGAGAAACGUGGACGGAAAGCAAAGUCCAAACCUAAGGAUAAAGAAAGCAAGAAAACCAAAGCUGGUCUGACCUCCAAACUGAAAGAAAAGAAGAAGAUUGGAAAAUUGAUAAUUACUUUGGGCCGGAAGCAGAAGAGAAAAAUUGAAUCCUCAGAUGAUGUCUCUGACACUGACACAACUUCUCGUGCUCUGAAAGACGAAGACCCUCAGAAACGUAGAUCAAACCGGCAAGUGAAGAGGAAGAAAUAUGCAGAAGAGGUGGAAGGGAAGAUUUUUGAGGAUGAACCAAAGGCCAAUGUUAAAACCAAGAAGAGUGGAGCUCCUCUGCCAGCAGAGCAACCUUUACAGCUGUUUGUGGAGAACCCAAGUGAAGAAGAUGCGGCAAUUGUGGAUAAAAUUUUAUCAUCCAGAAUAUUGAAGAAUGAGACUCAAUCGGGGAUGUUGGUUGACGCGGAAGAAUUUUACGUCAAGUACAAAAAUUACUCUUAUUUGCACUGCGAAUGGGCCACCGAGCAGCAGCUGCUGAAGGAUAAAAGAAUUCAGCAGAAGAUAAAACGCUUCAAGAUACGGCAGGCACAACGGGCACACUUUUUUGCUGAUAUGGAAGAAGAACUAUUUAACCCUGAUUAUGUAGAAGUUGAUCGCGUGCUAGAAGUUUCUUUUUGUGAAGAUACAGAUACGGGGGAGCCUGUUAUUUAUUAUUUAAUAAAGUGGUGUUCCCUUCCGUAUGAAGAUAGCACAUGGGAACUGAAGGAAGAUGUUGACCACUCCAAAAUAGAGGAGUUUGAACAGCUGCAAGCUCUUAGGCCUGACACUAGGAAAGUGGAUCGACCACCCCCCAAUUCCUGGAAGAAGAUCAACCACUCACGAGAGUAUAAAAUUGGGAAUCAGCUCAGAGAAUACCAACUGGAAGGACUUAACUGGUUGCUUUUUAACUGGUAUAACAGACGGAACUGCAUUCUAGCGGAUGAGAUGGGUUUGGGUAAAACUAUCCAAAGCAUAACAUUCCUGCAUGAGAUCUUCCAGACAGGCAUCCGUAGCCCUUUCCUCAUCAUAGCUCCACUCUCCACCAUCACAAACUGGGAACGAGAAUUUCGCACAUGGACCGAUCUCAACGUAGUUGUCUAUCAUGGAAGCAUGAUCAGCCGGCAAAUGAUCCAGCAAUAUGAAAUGUAUUCACGGGACUCCCAAGGUCGUGUUAUCCGAGGAGCAUACAAGUUCCAUGCCAUUAUCACUACUUUUGAAAUGAUCCUGGGAGGCUGCCCAGAACUCAAUGCUAUUGAAUGGAGAUGUGUUAUAAUUGAUGAGGCACACAGGCUGAAGAACAAGAACUGCAAAUUGCUGGAGGGACUGAAACUCAUGAGCCUGGAACACAAGGUGCUUCUAACAGGAACCCCACUACAAAACACAGUGGAGGAACUCUUCAGCCUGCUGCACUUCCUGGAGCCUUUGCGCUUUCCCUCCGAAUCUACUUUCAUGCAGGAGUUUGGUGACCUCAAGACCGAGGAGCAGGUUCAGAAACUUCAGGCUAUUCUUAAACCAAUGAUGCUUCGGAGACUUAAGGAAGACGUGGAGAAAAAACUGGCCCCUAAAGAGGAAACUAUCAUAGAGGUUGAGCUGACGAACAUCCAAAAGAAAUAUUAUAGGGCCAUUCUGGAGAAGAACUUUGCCUUUUUGUCGAAAGGGGCUGGGCAAGCAAAUGUUCCCAACCUAGUCAACACCAUGAUGGAACUGCGUAAAUGCUGUAACCACCCAUAUCUCAUCAAAGGUGCUGAAGAGAAGAUCCUGGGAGAGUUCAGGGAGACGCACAAUCCUAUGGCUACGGAUUUCUACCUCCAGGCCAUGAUUCAGUCUGCUGGGAAGCUGGUCCUCAUCGAUAAACUGCUGCCCAAAAUGAAGGCAGGAGGCCACAAGGUGCUCAUCUUCUCCCAGAUGGUGCGUUGUCUGGACAUUCUAGAGGAAUAUCUCAUGCACAAAAGAUAUCUGUAUGAACGCAUAGAUGGGCGAGUCCGAGGAAACCUCCGGCAAGCUGCUAUUGAUCGCUUCAGUAAGCCGGAUUCAGAUCGCUUUGUGUUUUUGCUUUGCACCAGGGCAGGUGGUCUGGGAAUUAACUUGACUGCUGCUGACACCUGCAUCAUAUUCGACUCUGACUGGAACCCACAGAAUGACCUCCAGGCACAAGCCCGAUGUCAUAGGAUUGGUCAGGACAAAGCUGUAAAAGUUUAUAGACUAAUAACAAGAAAUUCCUAUGAGCGGGAGAUGUUUGACCGAGCAAGCCUCAAGUUGGGUUUAGACAAAGCUGUGCUACAGAGUAUGAGUGGAAGAGAAAAUAGUGGUGGAAUUCAGCAGCUUUCAAAGAAAGAGAUCGAAGACCUUCUUAGACGUGGAGCAUAUGGAGCCAUCAUGGAUGAGGAGGAUGAAGGAUCAAAAUUUUGUGAAGAAGAUAUUGACCAGAUUCUUCAGAGGAGGACAAAGACAAUCACCAUAGAAUCUGAAGGAAGGGGUUCAACAUUUGCUAAGGCCAGUUUUGUGGCUUCUGGGAAUAGAACUGACAUCUCAUUGGACGAUCCAAACUUCUGGCAGAAGUGGGCAAAAAAGGCUGAAAUUGACAUUGACUCAGUUAGUGGCCGAAACAGUUUGGUUAUAGACACUCCCAGAAUCCGCAAACAGACCCGGCCUUUUAGUGCCACAAAAGAAGAACUGGAGGAGUUGUCUGAAGCAGAAAGUGAAGGAGAUGACAAGCCCAAGCUACGAAGACCAUGUGAUCGAUCCAGUGGUUAUGGAAGGACUGAGUGCUUCCGCGUGGAGAAGAAUCUUUUGGUAUACGGGUGGGGAAGAUGGAGAGACAUUUUGUCUCAUGGCCGUUUCAAGAGGCAGCUAAAUGAUCAAGAUGUUGAAAUCAUCUGUCGAGCUUUGCUGGCGUACUGUCUAGUGCACUACAGGGGAGAUGAGAAAAUUAAGAGUUUCAUCUGGGAUCUCAUCUCUCCAACAGAAGACGGGCGGACGCGAGAGCUACAGAACCAUCUUGGCCUGUCUGCUCCAGUGCCACGGGGAAGAAAAGGGAAGAAAGUAAAAUCCCAGACUAGCACCUUUGACAUCCACAAGGCUGAAUGGUUGCGGAAAUAUAACCCGGAGCACCUGCUGCAAGAUGAUGGGUACAAGAAGCACUUAAAGCAUCACUGCAACAAGGUUUUACUUCGAGUUAGAAUGCUGUACUAUCUCAAGCAAGAAGUGAUUGGCACCCAGAGCAAGAACGUUCUGGAAGGAGUGGAUGUUAGUGAAAUCAAUUUAUGGGUUCCUGAGCCAGAUCAUUCGGAGUUACCUGUGGGCUGGUGGGACGCUGAAGCAGAUAAAUCUCUUCUAAUAGGGGUAUUUAAACAUGGUUAUGAAAAAUACAACACCAUCAGGGCAGACCCAGCACUCUGCUUCCUGGAAAGGGCUGGAAAGCCUGAUGAAAAGGCUGUGGCAGCCGAACAAAGGGCCAAUGAUUACAUGGAUGGGGAUGUUGAAGAUCCAGAGUACAAACCAGCUCCUGCUUUAUUUAAGGAUGAAAUGGAGGAUGAUGCUUCAUCUCCUGGUGAUCUUGUUAUAGCAGAUGGUGAUGUUCAGGGGCCUGAAGGUGAUAAAAGUUACUGGCCCACACAGUCAGCACUAACCACACGCCUCCGUCGACUUAUAACAGCAUUCCAGCGCACUACCAAGUUUAGGCAGAUCCAACAAAUCCCAGCAAUGUUUCCAAUUCACGCAGCAGUAACACAAGCACCUUAUGAAGAUGUUUCCUUGAAUCCAAAAGUUGCUGCAAAAAUAGAAAGACAGCAAAGGUGGACUCGAAGAGAGGAAGCUGACUUUUAUAGGGUUGUCUCUACAUUUGGCGUGGUGUUUGAUCCAGGGAGAGGGCAAUUUGAUUGGACCAAGUUUCGAGCAAUGGCCAGACUUCAUAAGAAAACAGAUGAAAGUCUUGAGAAAUAUCUUUAUGCCUUUAUAGCAAUGUGUCGGAGGGUGUGUCGGUUGCCUUCUAAAGAAGACAUUGCAGACACGUCAGUAUCGAUCCAGCCAAUCACAGAGGAGAGAGCCUCCAGAACAUUGUACCGCAUUGAGCUCUUGAGGAAGGUUCGGGAACAGGCUAUACGUCAUUCACAGCUGUUUGAGCGCUUAAAACUAUGUCAGCCAAACCCAGACUUGCCUGUGUGGUGGGAAUGUGGUACACACGACAGAGAUUUGUUAAUUGGAGCUGCUAAACAUGGCGUGAGCAGGACAGACUAUCACAUUUUGCGGGAUCCUGAGCUUUCCUUUAUGGCAUCUCAAAAGAACUACAACCAGACUAAAGGAACUUCCUCUACUUCUCUAAUAGCCCCACCAAACCAGCUGCCCUUAUCAUCCUCACCUCUUACUCCUCAAUUAAGAACACAUGAACUAAAGGGGAGCCCCAUUGAGGAGAUUAAACUUAAAGAUGAUGCUGGAAAGGAGGAUAUUCCAGUGUCGGAGGAAGAGCCUGUGAAAAUUAAAGAAGAGGCACCAAGUCUUGUCAAUGGCCCACUGACUCAUACUGGAGAACCUAAGCCAAGUGCCAAGUCAGAGACCAAUAGGCGCAUGGUAGCAGCAAGGACUGAGCCUCUUACGCCGAACCUAACUUCCAAGAAACAAAGAAUUAGCAAACGAGGUUCAGCCUCAAGUUCAGACUCUGAUUCAGAUUCAAACCACUCGUCAUGCUCCUCCAGAUCUUCCUCUUCCUCAUCUUCCUCCUCUUCUUGCUCUCGCUCAGGAUCCAGUUCUUCCUCCUCCUCUUCCUCCUCCUGCUCCUCUUCCUCCUCUUCGUCUUCCUCCUCUUCAUCUUCAUCGUCUUCAUCUGAGGAUAGUGACAGUGAUGAUGGAGAUGGACAGAAAUGUGAACGAGUGCCCCAUGUCAAGGCUUAUGAUGAAGAGAGUGUAGCCUCUCUGAGCACCAUACAAGAUGAAACUCAGGACAGCUUUCAACUGGACAACGGAAUCCCAACCUCAAACUGUCUUGUGCAAGGUGGAUAUAUGUUUGCAGCUGCCCACUGGCCAAAGGAUCGUGUAAUAAUUAACAGAUUGGACAGUAUAUGCCAAGCAGUAUUGAAAGGAAAAUGGCCCACGCCCCGAAAAACCUAUGAUGGAGUCCGUGUGGUGACCUUCUACACCAAUCAACUGUUAGAUAGCCCCGGGGCUGCCUCCGAGUACAUUGAACCAGGUUUACAGCCAUCCACCUGCGUGGCCGUCAAAGCCGAACCCUGCCAAUCACCACAGAUGUCAAAGGUGAAGAAGCAUGUACCAGACAAGGAGUUUACAGUGAAAAUCAAUGACGAGGGUGGCUUAAAGCUGACAUUUCAGAAGCAAGGGAUUCCUCAGAAAAGGCCUCUGGAUGGUGAGGAGGCACUGGGACAGCAGCAGUAUUUGGCUCGACUACAGGAUCUUCAGAAUGCCUCUGAGGCCAGCCUUGUAACCUUUCCAAAACCCUUGGCAGCAUCAGGUACUUCUAAUACACUAUCAACUCCUGGUAUGAAUGGCAUGGCAUCAGAUGCUCAGCCAGCUGUCAAAAAAAGGAGAGGAAGGAGGAAGAAUGUAGAAGGAGUUGAUAUCUUGUUUAUGAACCGGAAUAAGAUGCUAAAUCACGUGAACCCGGCUUUGGCUCCUUCCUUAUCUCAGCCUUUAUCUGGCCAUCAGGUGCUUCCAGGAGCACUGGAUGCAGACAGCCCUGUCCCUGUCAUUAACUUAAAGGAUGGCACACGGCUAGCAGGGGACGAUGCACCAAAAAGAAGGGAUCUAGAGAGCUGGCUUAAAGCACAUCCUGGUUAUGUAGAAGACCGGGGGGCUUUUAUACCUAGAAUGCAGCUUCAUGAUGGUAGGCCCAAACAGAAGAGGCACCGAUGUCGGAAUCCCAACAAGCUGGAUGUGAACAGCCUUACUGGAGAUGAACGUGUUCAGCUCAUCAACAAGAGAAACGCCAGGAAGGUUGGGGGAGCAUUUGCCCCUCCCCUUAAAGACCUGUGCCGAUUCCUGAAGGAAAAUCCAGAGUACGGAGUGGCUCCCGAGUGGGGGGACGUUGUAAAGCAAUCUGGUUUCCUCCCAGAUAGUAUGUUUGACCGUAUCCUAACUGGCCCUGUGGUGCGGGAGGAAGUGAGCAGGAGAGGCAGGAGGCCAAAAAGUGAAAUUGCCAGGGCAGCAGCAGCCACAGCAGCUGGAAACUCUGUCAACGUCAGCCCUCUGCUAGCAAAUGGCCUUAUCCCAGGCAUGGAUAUUUCCAGCUACCAAGCUUUACAGCAGAACUUCCAGAGUCUCCAGUCUUUGCAGCUGACAGCUGGAUUAAUCGGCUUGCCUGCAGGUCUCUCUGCUUCUGGUGGAGAUGCCAAAAAUAUGGCCGCCAUGUUCCCAAUGCUGCUGGCUGGAUUACCCAAUCUUUUGGGUAUGGGAAACCUGUUGAACAAAUCCUCAGAGCCCAGUGCCAAGGAGAAAGCGAAGAACUGUACAAAUGACUGCAAAGAAGCUGAAAAUGGCAAAGAAAGGACGAUGUCCCCUUCUGGUGACAAAGCCAGGCAGAACUCAAGCCCUCCUUCCACAUCUAUGGGAACUGCUCUACAAGCAGGUUCCUUAUCUAUCAACCCACUGCUGUUACCCAAUAUACUCUACCCAGGGAUGCUUCUCACUCCAGGCCUUAAUCUUCACAUCCCAGCUGUGCCGCAACCGAACAUUUUUGAAGUACAGAAUACUAGCAAAGAUGCUGGUCCAGUAGCUGUCCCAGAUUCCACCGCAGAAUCGCCUCCUGCCCCCAGCCAGAAAGAAAAAGCGAGGAAUGAGGUUGGCUCUCAAAAUGAGAACAGCACAGAUGACUGUUCUGAGAAGGCAGAACCUUCCUCAGGAUCAAACAGCCCCUCUUCUUCCUCGUCUGAGGACUCGGAUUCUUCGGAGGAAGACUAACCUUGACAAAACCUGCACUUAAAUUAUGAAACAGCCCUUUCCCUCCCUCCCACUUUAAACCCUCUCUUGCCUACAAUUAUUUUAAUUGUAAAUAAUGUGUUACAAGUGCAUCAAAGGAUUUUAAAGACAAGCAGACAUUUCAGUAUUCUGAAAAUGCAAACGGCGUUUUAAGAAAACGUUUUGCAUGUAAUAUUCUCACAGAGACUUACUUGUAUGUAAUAUCAAAAAA
Messenger RNA from Nanorana parkeri, 9194 nucleotides. RefSeq names its product chromodomain helicase DNA binding protein 9 (gene CHD9). The record is from RefSeq and is a predicted model, not a curated record. Gene Ontology annotation, molecular function: ATP binding; protein binding; ATP-dependent chromatin remodeler activity. Lineage: Eukaryota; Metazoa; Chordata; Amphibia; Anura; Dicroglossidae. The transcript is spliced from 41 exons. Bases 383 to 8965 code for a protein of 2860 amino acids.